AUGAAAUCAAGACCCAUCAUACUCAGAGCACUAAAGGCAAGGCAGGCAUCCACAAAUCGGAUCAUUGCACCGCCUCGUCCGUCCAUCAUCCCUUACCGACCUUUACAUUCCAGUUCUCGGCAGUUCAACGAACACACCUCCCAUUCCGAUCCCAAGUCGGGCGGCCAAUCUAAUCCCAAUCAGUCACAGUCCAACCAGUCCAAGUCUCGUUCACGACAAUCUGAGGAAGUGGCCGGUCCGCCUCAAUCCCCGUUCAAAGUCUUUAUCGAAACAUUGAAACAGGAAAUCAAGGCUAAUCAGGGAUGGCAAGACAAUGUCAAGCAGCUUCAAGGAGAUGUCGACAAAUUGGCCGACACUCAGGCGAUGCGAAGAGCUAAGGAACUGUACGAGAGAGCACGUAUAAUGGGUAUGAUCAAAGAUAACCCCCGGAUACAAUCGGCAUUGGACGAUUUGAAGAAACGGGGUGUGAGCGCCAGUGAGGCCAUUAGUAGAGGUCUGGAAGAUAGCGGAGUGAUUAGUGCUAUACAAAGCACUUAUGGCUGGGCCGCGGAUACAACGGCCCGGUUGACGCAACCUUUUAGGGAUACUCCCAUGUAUAAAGCCUUGGCGGCCAAUAUAGAGGAGGCGUUUGACGAUACGGCAGGGGCUGGGAGUCGGUAUGGUGGGUAUGAAGAAAAGGAAGAGAGACGGAAGAGGAGGGAAUUGAGGGCUCAAAAAGCCGGAAAGAUAGCAAAGAAGAGAGUCAAGGCUAAUGCUGAAGCCGGUGAAGCACUUGUAUUGGCAUCAGACUCUGAACCCACAUCCUCACGCUUCUCAUUCCUUACAUCUUCUCCCACUUUCCAGCGACUCAAAGAGGCUUACUACGAGUCCGACUCCCCCGCCGUCUCAGCUUUGAGAUAUGUUACGACCACAGUCGGACGAUGGUCGGAGGAAAAUGAGACUGCUCGUGUCAUUAGGGCAAUGAGAGAGAUCGAUCCAGAUUUCCAGUUGGAAAGUUGGACGAGGGAACUGAGAGAAUACAUUGUUCCCGAGGUGGUGGAUGCGUACUUGUCAGCGGAUAGAGAAUCCUUAAAGGCAUGGUGCGGGGAGGCGACGUACAAUGUUCUCUGGGCCACUAUGGGUCAAUACAUCAAACAAGGUCUCAUAUCCGAUUCCAAAAUUCUUGACAUCAAACACGUCGAUGUCACCGAGGGAAAGAUGCUUGAGAACGGUAUCCCAGUGUUUAUCAUUACCUUUGCCACUCAAGAGUUGCUACUUUUCAGGAAUGCCAAGACUGGUGAUGUGGUAGUGGGGAGCGAAAAUGAUGUCGAGACAUGUCGGUAUGCGUUGGUGAUAACGCGGGUGGAGACGGAAUUGGAAAAUGAGUUGACGGGUGGGUGGAAGGUAGUCGAAAUGGCUCGGAGAGGUACGAAGGGGUAUAUGUGA
Molecule: messenger RNA, 1425 nt
Organism: Tremella mesenterica DSM 1558
Lineage: Eukaryota; Fungi; Basidiomycota; Tremellomycetes; Tremellales; Tremellaceae
Exons: 4
Coding region: 1-1425 (474 amino acids)
Biological process (GO): protein import into mitochondrial matrix
Cellular component (GO): mitochondrial inner membrane
Molecular function (GO): protein-folding chaperone binding
Source: RefSeq, a predicted model, not a curated record